CUCGUGUCUUCCCUGUGAUCUCGGGCUGGCGGCGGGAUAGCUGUGUUCUUUGUUCUUAGUGAGUUUUAAGAAGACAGAGCUCCAGAUUCCAGAUUGAGUUCAGCAGCCACAGUGGAGAUCUGCUGGACUUCAGGACCAGAGAGGAAUGGAGGAGGACGACCAGGAGCAGCGGAGCAACGAGGUCCCCAGAAGACCAGCAGCAGACUGGGCCUCUGAUAGCAGCCAUGUUCAGGAUCCAGAGGGAGUCCAGCAGCCACAGUGGAGAUCUGCUGGACUUCAGGACCAGAGAGGAAUGGAGGAGGACAACCAGGACCAGGAGCAGCGGAGCAACGAGGUCCCCAGAAGACCAGCAGCAGACUGGGCCUCUGAUAGCAGCCAUGUUCAGAAACGGAUGGGAGAGGGACCCAGAUAUCACGACUGUCCGAACUGUAAGAAAUCCUUCACAUCAUCAGAAUCUUUAAAGAAUCACCAGCGCAUUCACACUGGAGAGAAGCCGUACAGCUGUGAUCAGUGUGGGGCAGCUUUCAGACUACAGAGUCACCUAAAAUACCAUCAACGCAUUCACACUGGAGAGAAACCGUAUGGCUGUGAUCAAUGUGGGAAAACAUUUGCUCAGAGUGGUAGUCUUAAAGUUCACCAGCGCAUCCACACUGAAGAGAAACCGUACAGCUGUGAUCAAUGUGGGGCAGCUUUCAGACGACCGAUUUUACUAAAAUACCAUCAACGCAUUCACACUGGAGAGAAACCGUACAGCUGUGAUCAAUGUGGGAAAACAUUUUCUCAGAUUGGUAGUCUUCAAGCUCACCAGCGCAUCCACACUGGAGAGAAGCCGUACGGUUGCGAUCAAUGCGGCGAAAAAUUUUCUGUGAGCGGAAACCUUAAAGCUCACCAGCGCAUUCACACUGGAGAGAAGCCGUACAGCUGUGAACAAUGUGGCCAAACCUUUUCUAUGAGUGGUCACCUUGUAUCUCACCGACGCAUUCACACUGGAGAGAAGCCGCACUGGUGUGAACAAUGUGGGAAAAUGUUUUCUACGUCUGGCCAACUUCAAUCUCACCUGCGCAUUCACACUGGAGAGAAGCCGUACUGGUGUGAACAAUGUGGGAAAACCUUUUCUGAGGGUGGUAGCCUUCAAUCUCACCUGCGCAUUCACACUGGAGAAAAGCCGUAUUGGUGUGAACAAUGUGGGAAAACCUUUUCUGAGGGUGGUAGUCUUAAAAAACACCAGCUCAUUCACACUGCCUCGUUGUGAACAUGUUCCAGAGCCAAGCUGUUUCCUCCUCCUCAUGCCCUGAUAGCUGUGUUGUUAUAUUCUGAUCUUCUCUCCACAUUGAAGGCUGAACAGCAGUAACUCUAUCUUCUGAACAGCUUAAGAGCGGAUUCUGGCCCUGUCCCCCCCCGCUCUCGUCCCCUUUACAGGCGAGGCGAAGCUCGUCUCCAACAAACAGUGACUAUUGAGUCUUGUAACUGCGAGGUAUUUUCCGACU
Molecule: messenger RNA, 1487 nt
Organism: Etheostoma spectabile (orangethroat darter)
Lineage: Eukaryota; Metazoa; Chordata; Actinopteri; Perciformes; Percidae
Product: zinc finger protein 239-like
Exons: 6
Coding region: 146-1252 (368 amino acids)
Biological process (GO): regulation of transcription by RNA polymerase II
Cellular component (GO): chromatin; PcG protein complex; transcription regulator complex
Molecular function (GO): DNA-binding transcription factor activity, RNA polymerase II-specific; RNA polymerase II cis-regulatory region sequence-specific DNA binding
Source: RefSeq, a predicted model, not a curated record